CAGUAGAAGAAGAAUGAGAGAACCUACACAAGUUUGUCAUGAAGCAUAAGCACUCCACAGAAAGAGGCACGCAAAUCUAGUUUACCACCAAAUUUGUCUCAAAGGUUGUUUAUGAUGGACGCCGAUCCUCUGUCUCAGCCUGAACCUCGUGAUUAUUUGGAACCUUUCAGAGUUUCUGUCCAUCAAAUUCUGACCAGAGUCAACCAGCUUGAGAAGCAAGUGACUGAGGUUGAACAGUUCUAUGAAUCCACCGAUAACGUUCAAGGUAAUAAUUCUAAAGGUGUCUCACUUGUAAAAGAGAAGGGCAGGGAGAAGCAUCCUACUGGCACCAAAAAGCCUCUGCAAGAUGCAUCACAUACUGAAGCUGCUGCUGCAAAGAGAAUGCAAGAGCUUAUGCGCCAAUUUUCCACAAUAUUGCGUCAGAUAACUCAGCAUAAAUGGGCUUGGCCAUUCAUGGAUCCUGUUGAUGUAGAAGGUCUCAGGCUUCAUGACUAUUAUGAGGUUAUUGAUAAGCCCAUGGAUUUCAGUACAAUCAAAAGUAAAAUGGAAGCUAAGGAAGGCACAGGAUAUAAUAAUGUCCGGGAGAUAUACGCAGAUGUAAGGUUGAUAUUCAAGAAUGCAAUGAAAUACAACAAUGAAAAACAUGAUGUCCAUGUUAUGGCAAAGACCUUGCUAGAAAAAUUUGAGGAAAAAUGGUUGCAACUUUUACCUAAAGUUGCUGAAGAGGAAAAGAGACAAUUGGAGGAAGAAGCACAGGCACAGUUAGACAUUCAGCUUGCUCAGGAGACAACAUAUGCCAAUAAAGCUAAGGAUUUAAGCACUGAGCUUUAUGAGGUCGAUAUGCAGUUGAAGAGUCUCAAAGAAAUGGUGAUUCAAAAGUGCAGGAAACUGACUACUCAAGAGAAGAAAAUGCUUGGUGUAACUUUAGGCAAAUUGUCUUUAGAAAACCUCUAUAGGGCAUUGGAUGUAGUUGCUGAGACCAACCCAAUCUUCCAACCUUCUGGUGAUGAGGUGGACCUUGACUUAGAUGCUCAGAGCGACUACACUCUAUGGAGGUUAAAAGCUUUUGUAAAAGAUGCACUAGAAGAGCAAGAAAAGGUCGAUGAGGGUGCAGCUGUUAACCCUAAUGAUAACCCUGAUGACAAGAAGAACAAGAAGAGAAGAGACUCUGGUGAUUCUUCAGGCAAGACAAACCCAAAAAGGAAGAAACUAUCUGCAUUAUGAUUCAUUAGUGAUACAUAGGAGGCAUUCAUUUAUUGUGGUUGAGCUGAAGUUGCUGAAGCCAGUAAAUUGAAUGAUGCAAUAGGAAAAUUUUGUAAAUCCUUCUUAUAUAUUUACUGCUAUGUAGAUGAAAAUAAAAUUUAAAAGUGUGCUUUGUAGGAAAGGUCUGCUUUUGGAAGCAGACAAAACUUUUGCAAUUCUGAGAACAGCUUGUAGUGAGUCAAGGAUCUGGGUCUGGUUAAGUUAUCUUGCUGUUCUGAGGAUAAUGUCAAGUUUCAGAAAAGAAUUAAGGCAUCUAUGCAUGUGAAUGGCCUAUUUAAUUAUGUCCAGAAGCAUAGAAAUGGAUGGAGCACCUUUGAUAAAAUCAAGUUUAUUUUUAAACUUUU
This is a messenger RNA of Vigna unguiculata (cowpea), 1607 nucleotides long. Its product is annotated as transcription factor GTE1-like. The record is from RefSeq and is a predicted model, not a curated record. Lineage: Eukaryota; Viridiplantae; Streptophyta; Magnoliopsida; Fabales; Fabaceae. Gene Ontology annotation, molecular function: protein binding.